UUAUGGGUAUAAUGUAAAAGCCUAGCAUUUUGUUUUUGAGUAAUAUAUUUAACAAUAAUAAAACAUUUCUCCAAGUAUUAGCAAUACGAAACAGUCUGCGUCAUUCGCGGUGUCACAACAUAUUUUGACCUCACUCUUAUUCUAACGCGUGGUGCAUCACAUUAGACAAGUAGUAAAAUCCUGCGCCCCGGAAGCUCUUACUGCGCAUGACAGAAACGCACAAGUAAAGCAGAGCAUCUGAAGUAGGUUAGGCCUGGUGGUUUUUAUUAUUAUUUCCAACUAUGCAUUUCAGCAGUAACACAUGCGGUCCUCAGAGAGCUAAAUCACAUCAUUAAAAGAGGUUAAAUGAGUGUAAAAGGUAAAUCCGUGCAGUUUUGGAGCACUUAGUUCCGAUAAGGCGCUUCCGGUCGCGCGCUACGGCGAGGCCUGUUGACCCACAUUCGGGGAUGUAAGAGAGCUGUGAUCCUUAUCUUCUGAGUUUCUGGUUCCCAAGAGAGCAGCCAGGUGUCACCAAGUGUGUGUUCAACAGUUGACCUUUCACCCUGAAUCUCAGUUGAGGUUAAAAGUACACACUAGGACCUUCUAAAGGAGCGAGAAGGCUCGCCUUCAUUUCUCUUUCAGAUGUCUUCCCGAUGCCUGGAGUGUGUCGUCCACAGACUGACUCAUGAAGCAUCACAAUGAGCUCCACAGACAGGGAUGAUGGCAGCAUUUUUGAUGAGUUGAUGGAAGAGGAUGAGAGGGAUAAGGCCAAACGCGUUUCCCGGAAUAAAUCGGAGAAGAGGAGGCGAGACCAGUUCAAUGUCCUCAUCAAAGAACUGGGCACCUUGUUGCCUGCCAACACACGCAGGAUGGACAAGUCGACUAUCUUACAGAAAAGCAUUGACUAUCUGCGCAAGCACAAAGAAAGUGCUGCACAGUUGGAGUCGUGUGAGAUCAGACAGGACUGGAAACCUCCGUUCCUCAGCAAUGAGGAGUUCACACAGCUCAUGCUGGAGGCAUUGGACGGCUUCUUCCUCGUUAUCUUGACUGAUGGAAACGUCAUCUACGUCUCUGAAAGUGUCACGUCAUUACUCGGCCACCUUCCGUCAGAUUUGGUGGAUCAGAACUUGCUAAACUUCCUUCCAGUUGGAGAGCACGCUGACGUAUACAAAGCUCUCUCUUCACACCCAGAAGGCGAGAACCUCAGCCCAGAAUACCUCAAGACGAAGGGCCAGCUGGAGUUUUGCUGUCACAUGCUCCGAGGCUCUGUGGACCCCAAAGAACCGCCUGUGUAUGAAUACGUCAAAUUCAUCGGCAACUUCAAGUCACUCAGCAACAUGCCACGUAUAAGCCGAAACGGCCUAGAAGGGGUACUCCAGCGGUCGUUGCGCCCAGCCUUUGACGACCACGUGUGUUUUAUAGCAACAGUCUGUCUAGCCAAGCCUCAGUUCAUCAAGGAGAUGUGUACAGUGGAGGAGCCCAAUGAAGAGUUUAGCUCUAGACACAGUCUAGAGUGGAAAUUUCUUCUGUUAGAUCACAGAGCUCCUCCCAUCAUUGGCUAUCUUCCGUUUGAAGUUUUAGGGACGUCAGGCUAUGACUACUAUCAUGUAGACGACCUGGAGUCACUGGCUAAAUGCCAUGAGCAUUUGAUGCAGUUUGGAAAGGGCAAGUCAUGUUACUAUCGAUUCCUGACCAAAGGCCAACAGUGGAUCUGGCUCCAGACUCACUACUACAUCACCUACCACCAGUGGAACUCGCGGCCCGAGUUUAUCGUGUGCACACACACCGUAGUCAGAUAUGCUGAAGUACGGGCAGAGCAGAGGAGAGAGAUGGGCAUUGAAGAGUCACCUCCUGAGAGAACAGUAGACAAGCAGUCUCAAGACUCUGGUUCUGAAUCACAGUUAAACACCUCCAGCCUAAAGGAGGUGCUAGAGCGCUUCGAUCACAGCCGCACACCAUCCACCUCCUCGCACAGCUCCCGCAAGUCCUCGCACACAGCCAUGUCUGACAGCACGUGCACCUCCACUCCAAGUAAGCUGCAGAUGGACGUGAGCACUCCUCCUCAGCCUGGCGCUGUUGACAUGACGUUACAGCGCCGCUCCUCUGCUAGCAGCCAGAAUAUUCACACAAGUUCUCCUGCUCAGGUUAACCAGCAGCAGCAACAACCUCAACAUAUCACACAGCAAUACUCUGCACAGCUGAACGCCAUGCAGCAUCUGAAGGAGCAGUUGGAACAGAGGACGCAGAUGAUCGAGGCCAAUAUUAAAAAGCAGCAGGAAGAGCUGAGGCAAAUUCACGAGCAGCUUCAGAAGGUGCAGGGCCAGGGCCUUCAGAUGUACUUGCAGCAGUCAUCAAGUGCGGUCAAUGUGCAACUCCCUCAGGUGAGUGGAGCUUCAGGCUCGCAAGUUGGAGUACAGAGUGUCACAAGCACCGCCCACAGCAGAUCACAUCACGCCCUUCAACAGCAGCAAGCUCCGCCUUCUCAUCAGCAGAACUCGCAAGGUUCCAUCCUCACACAGCAGGGUUCAGUGUACAACACAAUGAUGGUCAGUCAGCCGGGCACCGGCAGUGUCAUGCAGAUCCCCAGCACCCCGUCACAUAACAUCAGCCAAGUAACUACAAUCAACAGGUUUCCAGGGCAGCAGUUGGUCACGAAGUUAGUCACUGCCCCCAUGGCCUGCAGUACCGUAAUGGUCCCCACAACAAUGUUUAUGGGCCAGGUAGUGACCGCUUACAGUCCGUUUGCACAGCAGCAGAGCCAAGCGCAGGCAAUAUCAGCGCCAUCUGAUUCGCAGCAGCAGCAGCAGGGACAGCCGCAGGGGUUGACACAGCCUCAGCAACAGCAACCGUUUUUACAGGGACCCCGCAUUUUGCAGAGCAACCAGUCCGCACAGCUGAUUCUGCAGGCUUUCCCCAUUCAGCAGCAGGGUGCGUUCACCACAACACAGCAACAGCAACAACAACAACAACAGCGUCAACCACAGCAAAAACCACAACAGCCGUUAAAGCCUCAGACUUUAAAGCAGCCAAAAACCUCGUCCUCUCACCAGACGGACAACUCGAGCACCCAGUCACAGUGACACAGUGACACAGGAGGACACGGUUUCGUUUGUAAGCAGUGUUAAUUUGGAGUUUGCUGGAAAUAAAUAAACAGUCUCUUCAUUGGAACGCAGUUCUACAGCAAUAGGAUUGAACUCCACCAGCUGGCCACCAGUGCAGCGAUACAGAAAAUUUCACAGCAAUAACAGCAUGGACAUCGGUGCCAUUAAAACAGCUUUCUCUUCACGUCUUUUCUAAUUUAUUUAAGGAGUACAAUUUAAUCUUGGAUGUCUUUUGCUUUAUUAACUGUACAGAUGUGUGUAUGUGUGAAUAUCCAACCAUAAAGGAACAAAGUGACUAUUUUAUACUCUGCAUGAAAAGUAUAUGCUCUUAGUUCUUGUCGUUCUUGUUUAUACGCUUGUUCAUUUUUUUCUUAUGUUUAAAGCAGGAAAAAAUUGUUGUUGUUGUUGUUGUUGUUGUUGUUUUAAUGUAACUUUUUCUAUUCAGCCCAGAAAGUGGAAAUAGCUUGCAAAUUUAUAUUUUACUCCUCAUUGAAAGUAUUCUUUUAACAUAUUUUAUACAUAACAGCAGUGUUACCUCUACUUCAUGGACUAAUGUAGUGCUCAAUCUUUUAAGUGCCAACAAUUAGUUCUUUUACCAAAAAAAAAAAAAUACAAUAACAUAUAUAAUAGUGAUUUGUUGUCGUUAUAUAUAUAUUUUUUGUUUCCCAUUGUAUUUUAUAGCACUUAAUGUGUUUCUACACACUAAAUGGCCCUUAUUUUAAUAACUGUAGUUGUAUUCAUUUUUAUGUGUGAUAAUUAAGAUGUGGAAAGAGUGAGUCCUGCCUCUAUAAACGUGCUGGAAUUUAUAUUUCUCAUCUAUGUAAAUGCCAGAAAAAAAACACCUGAGAAUGAUUUGUACGCUGUAAAACUAGAAUUGCUCCAAUAUUCCACAACAUGUCGGUUGUAGGAAUUAUGCAACAGGCCACGUUAGGCCAACUCAAAGUGUGUUUUUGUAAGAAAGCGUACAGUAAAAGGGUAAAACUGUCAGUUCCAUUCGGUUUUCUACUCAUCUAAAGUGUCAUCGGCUUUUGAAAAUGAAAAAUGCAACUGUAAAUGCUGUUUUCGUGAUUGUGUGUAAAGGUGUCAGGUUCGGAUAUGUUGCGUUCGGUUUUCGUUUCGAAACGAAAAUGGGAAAACAUGUUAGCAGAAUUUUAUUUUUUUUAUUUAUUUUUGUGUUUUUUUUCCAUACACACUAAAAUAGAAAAGUCUAGAAAUCAAAUAUUCCUGAAUCCUACUAUGAAUACAAGUACGUUGUUCUACAGGCUGUUCAUUAGUUUUGAUAUGUGAGUACUUUAUUCUGUUUUCAUAAAAGAUAUGAUAUCAAAAGGGAUCAACAUAUGCAGAAAUAAAUUGAGUGUUUAAAUUAUUCUUAAAUUUCAGCACCUGGACAAUCCUGCUGAUUUUUAAAAAAAAAAUAAUUUUCCCGGCUACCAUGUCGUCCUCUUUUACUGUCACCCUCCUACAACGGCUAUUUUUAAUCAUUUACCCACUAAUUGCUAAUAUAUAAUACGGUUAUUCAAGAUCGUUCAUUAAUUUUAGUCCCAAAAUAAAUCUGAAAUGAUGAAAACCCAAUAACCAAAAAUACCCAAAAACAUCUCGUUUGCAUAUAAUUGUUUUUUUGUUUUUUUUAAUCAUUUCGAAACAAAUGAACGCAACAUACACGGACCAUGUUGACAUUUAAUUCUUGAGUCCUGGGUGUGAAUGGUCUUUCUGGUUGUUUGUGUGUGUGUGUGUGUUUGGGUGUGUGUGUGUGUGUGUGUGUGUGUGUGUGUGUGUGUGUGUGGCUAGAAGAUAAAAGUUUGUACCUCUUCCCUUAUUGCUGUACGGGUUGUAUUCAUCAACCCAGGCGAUAACCAAUCAGUUCUUGCCUUGCAGUAACUUCAUAUUCUAUAGUAGUUCUAUACCUCAGAAAUCCAUGUUAUUGAAACCAUUUUUUUUUUUCUAUAAGAAAAUCCAAAGCAACUUUAUUUUCGUAUGCUAUGGACCCUAGUGGAAAGCUGUGUAUAGACCGUCAACACUGUCGUGUGAAAAUGUAUGCAUUGUAAUGUUCGUGGAAAAUAGGAGGUUAUGGCUAAAAACUUCCAAAUAGGAACGUAUUACUUACAAUCAUUAUAGUAUAUUAUAUUCUACCUGAACCCUAUGUACCUUUUUGUAUGAAUUGUAUCUUUAUUUUGGUCAUUUCCACGAUUUUUUUUUUUAUUUCAUUCAACCACCAAAGAGAAUUUGUAGAAUCUGACACCUCACAUCAUGUACACUCAGCAGCCACUUUAAUAGGAACACCUGUACACCUGCUCAUUGAGUUAUUGCAAUUACCCAAUUAGCCAAUCAUGUAGCAGCGGCAUAGUGCAUAAAAAUCAUACAGAUACAGGUCAAGAGCCAAGAGUCAGUUCACAUCAGACAUAUCAGAAUGGGGAAAAAUGUCAUCUUGGUCAUCUCAGUGGCUUUGACCAUGGCGUAGUGGUUGUUGCUGGCUGCUGGUGCCAGAAUGGUGUGAAAAAAGGCUGAUUUUCGCUCAGAACAGUUUCUAGAGUUUACACAGAAUGGUGCGAAAAACAAAAAACAUCCAGUGAGCAGCAGCUCUGCAGGCGGAAAUGCUUUGCUGAUGGCCAGAGUGGCUCAAGCUGAGCAGGAAGGCUAUGAGAACAUCUUUACAUCAGCAUCCUUUACAACCGUGGUGAGCAGAAAAGCAUCUCAGAACGCACAUCCCUGAGGCACCUGCCUCUCACUGGAUGUUGUACGCUUUGGUAACAAAGUGGCUGCUGAGUACAAAAGCCUGUACAGGUUUUUGAAACAACAGAUGUCUAAGACUUGAACUCUUUCGUUAUCAUGUUAGAGGAUCAAACAAUAGUUUGAUCACAAUGCAAAUUUCUUUGUACGGUGGAUUAACGUGACUGCGUUUUUGCAACUGUCAUUAAGCUAGAUAGCUGUGAGGCAGCUAAUAUUUGUUGUUUUCACACAAUGAUCUAAAAUAAAGGAGGAAAACAGCAUUCGACGACUCAUUAGCAUUGUUUGUUGUAAGUGAAGUCUUUCCGUUUAUGAUCUGGAAACCGAAGUGUAACACUGUGAUUGGGUUCAUUAUUUUCCUGUGAAUUUCACCUCGUCUUAGCCGUAUUCCAUACUGUAUGACUUAUCAUCAUCCAGUGCAUUGCUGCUAAUGUGUGUUUGGUGGCCUGGGAAAACCCUUCACAUGGUACAAUUUCAACAUUUUCUACUAUGGAAAGUUUUGAAGAACUGAAAUAAGUUUUACACUUCAUGCACUUUAUACCACAGCACUGUUGAAUGCUGGAUGCUGAUUCAAUUCAAUUCAAUUCAAUUCAAUUUUAUUUGUAUAGUGCUUUUAACAAUGGACAUUGUCACAAAGCAGCUUUACAGAAAUAAAUGGAUUCAAAAAUUA
Messenger RNA from Pangasianodon hypophthalmus (striped catfish), 6474 nucleotides. RefSeq names its product clock circadian regulator b (gene clockb). Lineage: Eukaryota; Metazoa; Chordata; Actinopteri; Siluriformes; Pangasiidae. Gene Ontology annotation, molecular function: E-box binding; protein dimerization activity; DNA-binding transcription factor activity, RNA polymerase II-specific. Gene Ontology annotation, biological process: circadian regulation of gene expression; regulation of transcription by RNA polymerase II. The transcript is spliced from 22 exons. The record is from RefSeq and is a predicted model, not a curated record. The coding region runs from base 678 to 3059 and encodes 793 amino acids. Gene Ontology annotation, cellular component: nucleus; CLOCK-BMAL transcription complex; cytoplasm.